AUGUCUGCAGAGCCAGUGCCAGGGGCUGAGGCUGCCAGGAGAGGCCUGAAGAAGCCACGUCCGUUCAGCAUUGAGGACAUCCUCUCCAGCCCCACGGAGAAGAGCCCCCAGGUCGUGGUGCCACUGUGCCUACGGAGCAUCCUGGACUGCACACCUCAGAGGCCCUGUGAGCUGGAGACCAUCCCAGCCAGCUCCCUGCAGGAGGAGGAGGAGGAAGAAGAGGAGGAAGAGCUGGAAGGGGCAGGCUGCAGCUGCUGCUGCUGCUCUCACACGAGUGCCCGUUCCCUGCAGGAGCUGCCGGCGUGGCUGGAUGCGCGGCUGCCCUGGCCCAUGCGGCUCCUGCAGCCGGCGCUCAGGGUGUGCAGGAGCUCCCAGGAGAAGGCAGGCGAGCUGCAGAGCCUGCAGCAGCAGCUGCAGCGCCGCACGCGCCGGCACCGCACCAUCUUCAGCGAGGAGCAGCUGCAGGCGCUGGAGACGCUGUUCCACCAGAACCAGUACCCGGACGUGGUGACCCGCGAGCACCUGGCAAACCGCAUCCACCUCAAGGAGGAGCGUGUGGAGGUUUGGUUUAAAAAUCGUCGGGCGAAGUGGCGGCAUCAGAAGAGGGCGACUGCCUCGGCACUGACCCUGCAGGCCAAGCAGCCCCCCAAGGAGGGCUGUUAG
Messenger RNA from Agelaius phoeniceus (red-winged blackbird), 663 nucleotides. RefSeq names its product goosecoid homeobox 2 (gene GSC2). Gene Ontology annotation, biological process: regulation of transcription by RNA polymerase II. The record is from RefSeq and is a predicted model, not a curated record. Lineage: Eukaryota; Metazoa; Chordata; Aves; Passeriformes; Icteridae. Gene Ontology annotation, molecular function: DNA-binding transcription factor activity, RNA polymerase II-specific; RNA polymerase II cis-regulatory region sequence-specific DNA binding. Gene Ontology annotation, cellular component: nucleus.